AUGACUGUCCCUGUUUGGCUUAUCACAGGUGCCUCUGGAGGUCUUGGGGAAAUCCUAGCCCGUCGUGCCUUGAGCGAGGGUCACCUUGUCAUUGGCACCUGUCGUGACAUGCGAAAGUCAUCAUCGGUUAUUGGGCCAUUACAAGAGCGAGGUAUGGCUGUUAUCGAGUUGGAUGUAGCCGAUACGCAGGACUAUAUCACUACAAAGAUAAAACAGGCCAUAUCUGUAUAUGGCCAUAUCGAUAUCCUUGUGAAUAAUGCCGGAUAUGCAGCCCUGGGCCCACUUGAGCGUUUUGCGGAAGCCGACGUUUUGAAACAGGUGAAGACAAAUACCCUUGGACCUUUAUACAUCGCGCAGGCGGCUCUACCAAGUAUGCGAGCGAGGAGGAGCGGAAUGAUUGUGAAUGUCAGCAGCUUCGUUGGUAUUCGUGGUGAUGCCGCCAAUGGUGUCUAUGCAAUCAGCAAAUUCGGACUCGAAGCUUGGUCGGAGUCCCUUUCAAAAGAGGUGGACGAAUUUGGGAUUUCGGUCUUGGUUCCAGAAUUUGGGGCGUUCCGCACAAACUUCUUGGACCAUAAUGUGUUCAGCCGGCCAUCAAAAGACGUUGUUCCCGGAUACGAAGGUAGCUUCGCAGAAUCGACCUUCGACGGCAUCAAGCAGGCAUCCCAAAAACAACCUGGUGAUCCUGUCAAAGGCGUCGAGCAUCUUUUCAAAAUCAUCGUGGAUGGGGGAAAGCUGAAUGGCCAGAAGUUGUUUCGAGUUCCCAUCGGAGCUGAUGCCGUCAAAGUAGUUGAGGAUAAAGUUGCCAGGGUGACAGCGGAUCUUGAACUUGCGAGAAGACUGGAGGAAUACGAUAGUACGCUUCUUUGA
Molecule: messenger RNA, 867 nt
Organism: Aspergillus terreus NIH2624
Lineage: Eukaryota; Fungi; Ascomycota; Eurotiomycetes; Eurotiales; Aspergillaceae
Product: SDR family oxidoreductase
Exons: 2
Coding region: 1-867 (288 amino acids)
Molecular function (GO): oxidoreductase activity
Source: RefSeq, a predicted model, not a curated record